UCGCUCGCGCCGCGGCCGGUCCGUCCCGAGUCCCGCUGUGCUCGCGCCGCCGCCGCCUCUGCACGACGCAGGAGACCCCUACGGGCCGGUGAUUGGAGCCUCUGCGGCGGUCUCUCGAGCCCCCAGCUCUGCCUCCGGAGCCCGGCUGCCCCAUCUUGCCGCAGGAGAGGAGCCAUGAGCGGCGUCCUGAACGGCCUCUUCCCCUUGGGGCUGGUGCUGCUGGUCUGUGGCUCCCAAGGCUUUUUCCUGCCCAACGUCACACACUUAGAGAAGCUGCUCAGCAAAUACCAGCAGCAUGAGCCCCACCCCCGGGCCCGCCGGGCCAUCCCCAGGUCGGACCAGGAGGAGAUCCUCAUGCUGCACAAUAAACUGCGGGGCCAGGUGUACCCCCCGGCCUCCAACAUGGAGUACAUGACCUGGGAUGAAGAGCUGGCGAAGUCUGCGGCGGCCUGGGCCCACGAGUGCAUCUGGGAGCAUGGGCCUACCAGUCUGCUGGUGUCCAUUGGGCAGAACCUGGCCGUCCACUGGGGCAGGUAUCGCUCUCCUGGGUUCCACGUGCAGUCCUGGUAUGACGAGGUGAAGGACUACACCUACCCCUACCCCCACGAGUGCAACCCCUGGUGCCCAGAGAGGUGCUCUGGGGCCAUGUGCACCCACUACACACAGAUAGUUUGGGCCACCACCAACAAGGUUGGCUGUGCUGUGAACACCUGCCGGAGGAUGAACGUCUGGGGGGACAUUUGGGAGAAUGCGGUCUACCUCGUCUGCAAUUACUCCCCAAAGGGGAACUGGAUUGGAGAGGCCCCGUACAAAACCGGCCGGCCCUGCUCCGAGUGCCCGCCCAGCUACGGAGGUGGCUGCAAGAACAACUUGUGUUACCGAGAAGAGACUUACGUCCAAAAACCUGAAACAGACGAGAUGAAUGAGGUGGAGACAGCUCCUGUUCCUGAAGAGAAACACAACUGGGUGCAGCCGAGGGUCAUCAGACCCAAGAAAGUGUCCACCGUGAACUACAUGACCCAAGUUGUCAGGUGUGACACCAAAAUGAAGGACAAGUGCAAAGGGUCCACGUGCAACAGGUACCAGUGCCCAGCAGGCUGCCUGAGCAACAGGGCGAAGGUCUUCGGAACUCUCUUUUAUGAAAGUUCGUCCAGCAUAUGCCGCACUGCCAUUCACUACGGGGUCCUGGACAACAGCGGAGGCCUGGUGGACAUCACCAGGAACGGGAGGGUCCCCUUUUUCGUCAAGUCUAAAAGAAAUGGCAUGGAGUCUUUGAGCAAAUACAAGGCAUCCAGCUCAUUCACGGUGUCAAAAGUAAAAGUGCAAGACCUGGACUGCUACACCACCGUCGCUCAGCUCUGCCCAUAUGAGAAGCCGGGGACCCACUGCCCAAGAGUUCAUUGUCCAGCAAACUGCAGAGACGAGCCACCCUACUGGGCCCCUGUGAUUGGAACCAACAUCUACGCAGACACUUCGAGCAUCUGUAAGACCGCCGUGCACGCGGGAGUCCUCAGGAACGAGAGUGGGGGCUACGUGGAUGUGAUGCCUAUUGAUAAAAAGAAGACAUACGUGGGCUCACUCAGGAACGGCGUCCAGUCUGAAAGCUUGAAUACCCCUCAGGAUGGAAAGGCCUUCCGGAUCUUUGCUGUCAGGCCGUGAACUUCCAGUGCUGGGGAAAAGGGGGGUCUUCCAGAGGGCUUCUGGGUUUUGCUUUUUAUUUUUAUUUUAUCAUUUGGGGGUGGGCUGGGGAUACGGAGUGGCAAGAAACUUCUUUUGAGUGGUGUUCAGUGUCACAUCCUUUGUGCCUUUGUCUCAUCUCUGCACCGUGGAGAAACAGCAUCCUCCCAGGCCUGGCCGAACAACUGGUGACUGGUCCUGCUGAGGCUUGAUGGCCUCCAUCCGGUGCCCCCUCUGCACAACAGUCACCCAAGGUGGUCCUUCCUAUGUGUUCUUUGGUGGGAGGAGAGAGGAUUCCCACGGAGAGAGCACCAGACUCGGGGAUCCCAGGGUGAGGCCGUCAGGGGUGCAGGAAAAGGCAUACUGAGCACACCCAGGGGGAGUUUCAGGAAUGGGGUAGAAGGUAGUUAUUUAAAAAAAAAAUUAAAAGCACAGUCCGUUCCUACCGAUGGAGAAAAAUGAGUUUAAUGUUUGCUGGUCAGACAAAUGGGCCAGAACAGGGGGCUGGGGAAGUGAGACACAGGCUCUGCCCUGGCACCUGUCCUAGCUGGUGUCCUGCCACGAGCAGGCUGGUUCUAUAUACAGCAGUGCUGGUUUAUUUAGAGUUCAGUAGUAACUCCAGAGAUUUAUCUUGUCUUUGUCCUUCCCUUCGUCCACGUGGCCGUCUGUCUGCUGCCGUGACAUUUGGUCUCAUUGAGGACUAAUGAACCAGGAUUCUUUCUUUACCCCCUACCCAUUGUGGCUCACAUGCCAGCCCAGACUAGUUUAUGUGUCAUAGUUCACACCAGGGUCUUUGCUUUGCAAGCGAUUCUGUUUGAAGCCCACUUUUUUUUCUUUUUUUUUUAAACUAGUCUCUGUUGGUUUCACAAAGGUGUCUAAGAACAGCCAAAGAAGAGCUGUUUGGUUGCUGCUUUUUAAAAAUGACAAUUAAACAUGCAGAUUCACCUUCUUUCAGACGACCUAUUUUUUAGCAGUGGGAGGAAUAGAUUCCUUAGUACCUUCUUCACCGAGGUUAGCAGCUCUGGGAAGAGGAACAGCCUGUGGUUAUGAAAUCGUCCUGCGGCGUAAUAACCACAAGAGAGAGUAACACUCUAGAAGGAUUCCUCUUCCUGUUUUUGUGGAACAACUCUUGCCAAAUGUUCCUCAGGCUCCGAGGAGUGUGGUGCUCUCUGGCUUCCAUCACUUUAUAAAAGUUCUUCAUAAGCCCAGACCAAAACCCACAGUGAAAUAAAAUACCCCUUUGUAAAUAGCAUUUCUUUAUAGAAGGUAAAAUUCCACCCUCCAGCACCAGGCUGGCCAAUAGAUCACUUUUGUGAACACCAGUUUCAAAUUUGAUUUCACUCCCCAUCAAAAUAUUUCAAAGGCGUAGGAGUCAGCAGGAAAGGAAACAACAAAACAGCAAAAACACAACUGGUGCAUUGUGGAGUGCGUUCUUAAUUAAUACAAAACCGGAAGGUAAAUAGCUCCUCCCCUUCCCCCUUUAGGGGGUUUGUAUAAGUAAUGAAGCUCUUCACUUGACAGAAGUGAAAUUAGUGGGGCCGUGUUUUUGCUGUGUGCAUUGUGGACUUGUAGUAAUUCAUAGGUUCUGACUAUUCAACCCCAAAUGUCAGAGUGAAAGCAUUUGGUCAGCCUGUCAGAUAUUGUGUCUGGUUAUCUGCAAAGAUCUGAGUACUUGGACACUUCUGGCUAUUCUGUGGCUGUGGCUGUGUGUGCUCUGUCCAGCCUGCCAGGUUGGGCUUUUAGAAUUAGUGACAGCCCAGGGGACUUCCAGUGGGUUUGCUUUUGAAGCCUCCUGCCCGAGGCAGAAUCUGAAGCUUCCAGAGUGAGUAGACCGCAUCAUUUUAGGUUACGUUCCCGGGUUCCCAGAUGCCUCAUUAAGCAGGCCCAUCGGAUGAACAGCAUAGAAAGGCCUCACCCAGAGCCAGAUCUUGUGUCGUUUUCAUCCUCAAGAACAUUUUGAAACUGGAACCAUUUUUCUUCUGUAAAUGAAAACUAAGACUACAAAUUAUAAGCCCUGGAAACCAGGGACCCCUCUAAUUUUGUGUUUAACAGUGCCCAUUGUGACAUCGGCGCUUAACCCAUAAAAAGAUGGUGAAUCAGGCCAACAGUGUUUCUGGGUCUCCUGCCCCUGUGAUGAAAAGUUUCAGUUUCUUCCAGAUUUCUAUCCCACGUGUUCUGAGAUGUCAUAUUGUCUGUAGGCUCACUCAGCCCGCAGCUUACAUGUGUGCUUUUUUUCUAUGAAAAAUGAUGUAUUUUACUACUUCCAAUGUACAAACGUUUACUGUAAAAAAAUAUUUUGUGCUUUGCAUGAACAGGGACCACGUUGCUGUUGUUUCAAUAAAACUGGUUUGAUUUCUAAAACA
Miniopterus natalensis is the source of this 4040-nucleotide messenger RNA. RefSeq names its product cysteine rich secretory protein LCCL domain containing 2 (gene CRISPLD2). Gene Ontology annotation, cellular component: extracellular region. NCBI's taxonomy places the organism in Eukaryota, Metazoa, Chordata, Mammalia, Chiroptera, Miniopteridae. The record is from RefSeq and is a predicted model, not a curated record.